AUGGCCGGCCCCAAGCAGCGCAAGAUUGCCAUUGUCGGCAGCAGAGCCGUCGGCAAAUCCUCCUUGACGGUGCAAUUCGUCGACGGCCACUUCGUAGAGAGCUACUACCCCACCAUCGAGAACACGUUCAGCAAGGUCAUCCGGUAUAGAAACCAGGAUUAUGCCACCGAGAUCAUCGAUACCGCCGGCCAGGACGAGUACAGCAUUCUCAACUCGAAGCACUUCAUCGGCAUCCACGGCUACAUGAUCAUCUACUCAGUCGCCAACAAGCAGAGCUUCGAGAUGGCCCGCAUAAUACGUGACAAGAUUCUCAACCACCUGGUCAGUUACAUUCGCUUCGACAAAGUCGAGAAACGAAACAAGUCCGAUCUGCGACCGGAGCAGCGCCAAGUCACGGCCGACGAUGGCAAGGCCCUUUCCACGGAGCUCAACUGCGGCUGGACCGAGGCCAGCGCGCGCUACAACGAGAACGUGCAGAAGGCGUUUGAGCUGAUGAUUGGAGAGAUCGAGAAGAGUCAGAACCCUGGGGAACCCGCGGGCGGGAGCAAAUGUCAUGUCAUGUAA
Didymosphaeria variabile is the source of this 564-nucleotide messenger RNA. RefSeq names its product GTP-binding protein (gene RHB1). Bases 1 to 564 code for a protein of 187 amino acids. NCBI's taxonomy places the organism in Eukaryota, Fungi, Ascomycota, Dothideomycetes, Pleosporales, Didymosphaeriaceae. Gene Ontology annotation, biological process: small GTPase-mediated signal transduction. The record is from RefSeq and is a predicted model, not a curated record. Gene Ontology annotation, molecular function: GTPase activity; GDP binding; GTP binding. The transcript is spliced from 4 exons. Gene Ontology annotation, cellular component: plasma membrane.